UUUCCUCACGACAAGCUUCUCUCGACUCUUGUCUCUUCUCUCUCUUCUCCCCAUCUUCAAAAUAUAUAGUUCUCAUAUUCCUUGGAUAUAUCCUUCUUUGUAUCUCUUCUUCACAAACUUCUAUCUUUUGUGAUGAACUAAGAAAAAAUACUCCUAAUAAUUUAUUAACUUCUUGAGGAUCAGCUGAUCUGGUGUAUUCAAGAACCCCCACUCGAAAUCAGAACUUCUGUUUGUUGUUUCCCAGAGAUUAUCUUAGAAAGUGGCCAAAAAAAGUCACUAAAAUGUUUUUUCCAUUUUUUUUCAGGAAACCACAAAUCAAAAAUCUUCUCAAUACACUCUUUUGUUUUUGACUACGUUCUCUCGAAAUUACCUUCAACAGAUUUAAGAAGAAUCGCUCACCAACCUGAGAUUCUUGGUUUGUUUCUUUUCUUUCAGGGGCGGGCAACGAGUGCGUCCACCAUGAAGAAGACCUAAGCUUAAUAAUUUGCCCUUGAAUAUCAACCGCAAAUGACGAGAACACCUAACAUCCGACGUGGCAUACUCGCCACCGUAACCGCCACGAUUCUCCUCUCGCUCUUCCCGCCAAAUAUCGUUGCGACCGUUGAGAAACAAGCUCUGUUCCGCUUCAAGAACCGUCUCAACGACCCUCACGACGUUCUCCGCUCAUGGAAACCCUCCGACUCUCCCUGCACCUUCCACGGCGUCACGUGCCACCCACUCUCCGGCGAAGUCACCGGCAUCACCUUAGAAAACGCGAACCUCUCCGGCUCCAUCUCCCCCGCGAUCUCCUCUCUCUCGAAGCUCUCCACUCUAUCUCUCCCCUUCAAUCUAAUCUCGGGCGUAAUCCCGCAGGAGAUACUCAACUGCACGAGCCUCAGAGUACUCAACCUCACCUCGAACCGUCUCUCCGGUGCGAUCCUGGACUUCUCCCCUCUGAAUAACCUCGAAGUCCUCGACGUCUCAGUGAACUUCCUCACGGGAGAGUUCCAGAGCUGGAUCGGGAACUUGACUCAGCUCCUCUCCCUCGGUCUAGGCAACAACAACUACGAACAAGGUGAGAUCCCCGAGAGCCUCAGCAAUUUAAAGAAGCUGACGUGGCUCUACUUAGCCCGAUCCAACUUAACCGGAACCGUUCCGGACUCCAUCUUCGGUCUAAACUAUCUCGACACUUUCGACAUCUCCAGAAACUCGAUCUCCGGUGAGUUCCCAGUCUCGAUCACGAGACUGGCGAACCUCACCAAAAUCGAGCUGUACGACAACAGACUCUCCGGCGAAAUCCCCCCGGAGAUCAGGAACCUGACUCGUCUCCGAGAGCUCGACGUCUCUCUGAAUCAGCUCAGCGGCGCGCUGCCUCGAGAGCUCGGAGCUCUCGAGGAGCUGAGAGUCUUCCACUGCCACCAAAACAACUUCACCGGAGACUUCCCUCCCGGUUUCGGAGAGAUGCGCUUCCUCUCUUCCUUAUCGAUCUACAGAAACAACUUCUCCGGUAUCUUUCCGGCGAACACCGGCCGGUUCUCGCCGUUGGACACGGUGGACAUAUCCGAGAACAUGUUCGCAGGUCCGUUCCCUCGUUUCCUAUGCCAAAACAAUAAGCUACAGUUCUUGCUCGCGUUACAGAACGAUUUCGCCGGCGAGAUUCCGGGGCCUUACGCCGGUUGCAAGUCUCUUAUGAGACUCAGGAUUAACCAGAACCGGUUUACCGGUCAAGUUCCCGAAGGCUUCUGGUCUCUGCCGCUAGCUAAGAUGAUCGAUCUCAGCGAUAACCGUCUCACUGGAGAGAUCUCUCCUCAGAUCGGACACUCGACGGAGCUGAGUCAGCUGAUAUUGCAGAACAACAGAUUCUCCGGCGAGAUUCCGAGGGAGAUAGAGAAACUGAGGAAUAUAGAGAGGAUUUAUCUGAGCAACAACAGUUUUUCCGGCGAGAUUCCGACAGAGCUUGGGGGUUUGAAACAGCUGUCUUCUCUCCAUCUUGAAAACAAUUCAUUAACAGGUUUUAUCCCAUUAGGGUUGACGAACUGCGUGAGGCUUGUUGAUCUGAAUCUCGCUGAGAACGCGUUGACCGGAGAGAUCCCUAAUGAUUUGUCUCAUAUCGGUUCUUUGAACUCGCUGGAUCUCUCAGGGAACAGGCUAACGGGGGAGAUACCGGUGAACCUAGUGAAGUUGAAGCUGAGUUUUAUAGAUUUGUCUGAGAAUCAGCUCACGGGAAGAAUACCACCGGAUCUUUUAGCGGUGGGAGGAGUCACCGCGUUCUCACGGAACGAGAAGCUUUGCGUGGACAACCAUGACGUCAAAGAAAGCGAGAAACAUGUGCUGAGCUUAUGUACUGAUGAUGACCGACACGUGCACAAGAACCGAUCACUAGACGGGACUCUCUUGUUCUUGUCUCUUGCGAUAGCCCUAGUGGUGCUAGUCACUGGUCUUUUCUCGUUGCGUUACAGAGUAGUGAAGAUACGUGAGGAAAAUAAAGAUGUAAACAAGGUGGAUGCGAAGUGGAAGAUCGCGUCUUUUCAUCAGAUGGAGCUUGACGCUGAGGAGAUUUGUAGAUUGGAGGAAGAUCAUGUGAUUGGAGCUGGAAGUGCGGGGAAAGUGUAUAGGGUUGAUCUGAAAAAAGGUGGUGGGACAGUGGCGGUUAAGUGGCUGAGGAGAGGAGGAGGAGGAGGAGAAGAAAGCAACGGAACAGAGGUCUCUGUUGCAGAAAUGGAGAUUCUUGGGAAAAUCAGACAUAGAAACGUGUUGAAGCUCUACGCUUGUCUUGUCGGAAGAGGUUCUAGUUACUUGGUGUUUGAGUUCAUGGAGAAUGGGAACUUAUAUCAAGCUCUUCGCCGGAGUAUUAAAGGUGGAUUACCUGAACUGGAUUGGCACAAGAGGUAUAAAAUCGCGGUAGGGGCGGCUAAAGGAAUCGCUUAUUUGCAUCAUGAUUGCUGUCCUCCGAUCAUUCACAGAGAUAUAAAGUCUAGUAAUAUUUUACUUGAUGGAGAUUAUGAGUCGAAAAUUGCGGAUUUUGGAGUUGCAAAAGUUGCUGACAAGGGAUAUGAAUGGAGCUGUGUUGCUGGAACUCAUGGCUAUAUGGCGCCCGAGCUGGCUUACUCCUUCAAGGCAACCGAGAAAAGUGAUGUGUACAGCUUUGGCGUGGUUCUUCUAGAGUUAGCUACCGGUCUUCGGCCAGUGGAAGACGAGUUUGGAGAGGGAAAAGACAUUGUUGACUAUGUCUUCUUUAAGAUUCAACAAGAUCGGAGGAACCUUGGAAAAGUCUUGGACAAGCAAGUUUUGUCAACUUAUGUAGAAGAAAGCAUGAUUAAGGUUCUGAAAAUGGGUCUUCUCUGUACUACAAAGCUCCCGAGUCUCAGACCAAGCAUGAGAGAUGUCGUGAGAAAGCUUGAGGACGCUGAUCCAUGCGUCUCCAAUUCUCUAGACAGAACCGGAAAGAUUACAGUAUAGGUUAAUGAGUUGGGUUAAGUUGAUUACCUGUUUUGGUGAGACUAGUUACAAAAGUGUCGGUUUGUUCACAACUACGAGAGACUAGUUUUUCGUAUCUGUUCAAUUUGCAGCGAAAAGUCGAGAGUUAUUUAUCCAGUAAACAUAAACAAUGCUAAAUAAAUACAAAAGUAUACUGUAAA
This is a messenger RNA of Raphanus sativus (radish), 3617 nucleotides long. Its product is annotated as receptor protein-tyrosine kinase CEPR2-like. Gene Ontology annotation, molecular function: protein kinase activity; receptor serine/threonine kinase binding; ATP binding. The transcript is spliced from 4 exons. Gene Ontology annotation, biological process: protein phosphorylation. The record is from RefSeq and is a predicted model, not a curated record. Bases 508 to 3438 code for a protein of 976 amino acids. Lineage: Eukaryota; Viridiplantae; Streptophyta; Magnoliopsida; Brassicales; Brassicaceae.